AUGGCCGUAGGCUCUCCUCCGCGCUAUUUCAAGAGACCCCUCCACCGCCGCAUUCCCUCUGAUCUCGCCGUUGUGCCAGAGGACACGCCCAUCAUGGCCGACCCAGAUGCCGCCAACCACCCCAAGUCGAGAUCCGAGCCCGAGCUUGGAGUUUCUGGCAUCUCAGCGCAGCCACUGACGGGCGACUCGACGCAUGCUGGCGCUGCGCUGUUGGGCGAUGCGAGGAGAUCGCCGCCCCCUACACCCGGCCUCUCGCGGACGCCGUCCUUCUCCAACAGCUCUGCCUACCAGGACGACUCCGACGCCGACGAUGCCUCCUUUUUCCCGCCCGUCGAGCGCCUCACCAUGUUCGACUUCAUCGAGAACCUAGCCCUCCAGCAGCGCGUCGAGAAGAUACAGAGCUCCAUCUCCGCCCAGACGGAGAGACUGAAGAAGGCUGCGCGGACCAGGGGCAUGAACACCAGAGACCGAGCCAUCGAAGAAUGGCGUCGCAGAGUGCCCACCGAGGGCGAGCAGCUGGACAAGUACAAGAAGCGAAUGCGCCAGUCGGUCGACCGCCUGAGCGAGCGGUGGACCUCCACUACCGCCGUCACAGCGCGCGAGAAGGCUUCCUUCAUCGGCGCGACUAUGAACAUAUUCGUUUCCGGAUACCUGGUGGGCGGGCGGCCUGAGUGGUUUCCCCUGUGGUACACGGUGCAGCUGCUCUACUUCAUGCCCAUCCGCUACUACACCUACCAUAAGAAGGGCUACCAUUACUUCCUCGCUGAUCUGUGCUAUUUCGUCAACUUCCUCCAAAUGCUCAGCCUUUGGGUCUUUCCGAGCUCAAAGCGCCUGUUCAUUAGCAUGUACUGCCUCGCCUUCGGGAACAACGCCAUUGCUAUUGCAAUGUGGCGCAACUCGCUAGUCUUCCAUUCAAUGGACAAAGUGGUCAGCCUAUUCAUCCACAUUAUGCCAUGCGUAACGCUCCAUUGCAUCGUUCAUCUUCUCUCGCCAGAGUAUCAGCAGCAACACUAUCCGGCCAUUUACAAUAUCCGCACUUCUUCUCCGGACGACCCGCAUCACUACAGCCUCGUUCAAAUGGUCACAUGGGCCACCAUCCCGUACGCUAUAUGGCAGCUUUCCUAUCACGCCUUCAUAACCGUCCGUCGCCGUGAGAAGAUUGCCGCAGGUCGCCCGACUUCCUUCACCUGGCUGCGCAAAUCGUACUCGAAGACGUGGAUCGGCAAAUUUGUCCUCUCCCUUCCCGAUUCUCUCCAGGAACCCGCUUUCAUGCUCAUCCAAUACUCGUACGCCUGCAUCACCAUGAUUCCAUGCCCUCUGUGGUUUUGGUCUCGGUGGGCUUCGGGCAUUUUCCUGACUGUUGUGUUCAUGUGGAGCGUGUACAACGGUGCGACUUACUACAUCGACGUUUUCGGUACGCGCUUCCAGAAGGAGCUUGAGGCGCUCAAGAAGGACGUCGCCAAGUGGCAGAACUCUCCUGAAGGAGGAUCUGGGCCCACGGCACCUGGAGAGGCGGUGAAGGAUAUUCCGCCCUUGGAGGGCAGUACUGGGACUAAGACUGCAGAUGGCGAGGUGAGAGAGAGAAAGUAA
This is a messenger RNA of Trematosphaeria pertusa, 1590 nucleotides long. RefSeq lists its product as uncharacterized. Gene Ontology annotation, biological process: phosphatidylcholine biosynthetic process. The record is from RefSeq and is a predicted model, not a curated record. The transcript has 2 exons. The coding region runs from base 1 to 1590 and encodes 529 amino acids. NCBI's taxonomy places the organism in Eukaryota, Fungi, Ascomycota, Dothideomycetes, Pleosporales, Trematosphaeriaceae.